CUCCUUCUGGAGAAAUGUCACUUCAUGGUCCUGUCCGUCGGUCUGCACGGUCGACCUCCACGGUUGCUUCCGCUCAGUCGUCACUAAUCGUCCGUACCAUCUCGCUUCGACAUACCGCUGGACGAUAACAGCUCGACCUCAACCACCACCUCCAUGGCCGAUAUCCUUUUCUCUUCUAGUAACCCCACCACUCUUUAAAAAUUCCGCCUAAAAAGAAGAAGCGUUCUGUCCCCUCUUUUGGGUUUUCAGCAAACGUGUACAACAACUAUCCAGAGGAUCUAGGGGCAGCUCUUUACCGAGAGCCGUUUGACUUCAACGCCGAGCCACCUUGGGAUCCUAGCUGAUAGUGGACGAGUUCAUCCCAGGACUCAUCCAUUUUGUUGCAUAAGACUAGGACCCCAGGGGCUCGAGUAGGUGCGAGCAAGACUACUUCGGACUAUCCACGUUCUUUAUGCCUGUCGGAUUAGAAGAAAACGGUUGAGAGGAUGAAAGGAAUCGCUGCUGAACCACAGUAUUCUGUCGGUCUACUGGAGGGAUGCACAGCCCUCUGUGAUGUGAUUGACAAUCACAUUGAUGAACAAACUCUGUCUGAGAAGAGUGCAUUCUUUGUAGCAGACCUGGGAGUUAUAAUGAGGCAGCAUGUUCGCUGGCGAACCCACAUGGCCCAAAUUCGACCCUACUAUGCUGUCAGAUGCAACAGCAGUCCAGCUGUCAUUGAAGUUCUUGCUGCCCUUGGAACUGGAUUCAUUUGUACCAACAAGUCUGAGCUUGAGCUCAUCCAGAGCCACGGUAUUCCCUCUGAGGACAUCAUCUACAGCGGUGUUUGCAAACAAGUCUCCCAGAUUAAAUACGCUGCUAAGAAUGGCAUUGACCUCCUGGUGUGUGACAAUGAAGCAGAGCUGCGCAAGAUUUCUCGCUGCCACCCCAAUGCCAAGCUGCUGCUACAGGUUUCAACAGAAGCAUCUGGCCUGGACGAUGAGAUGAGCAUGACUUUUGGCUGUUCCCUCAAGGACUGCAGGCAUCUGCUGGAGAAGGCUAAGGAGUUGGGUGUGCAGGUAGUUGGUGUCAGGUCGCACAUUUCCAGGACCUGUGAGGAUGACCAGGUGUACGCUCAUGCCAUAUCUGAUGCCCGUUGUGCCUUUGAUAUGGGAGAGGAAAUUGGCUUCAACAUGAAAAUCUUGGACAUUGGAGGUGGCUUCAGUGGCUCUGAGACCCAGCUGGAACUGAUCAACAGAGCAGUCAUGUCUAUGGUUGAUCUAUACUUCCCUCCUUCUACUGGAGUUUCCAUAAUUGCCGAGCCUGGCAGCUUCUUUGUGUCCUCUGCUUUCACUCUGGCUGUGAAUGUCAUCUCCAAGGAGGUGGUGGCACGGGAUUGCCAGGACGAAGCACACGACGAUCCAUCUCCCAACGAUGAGCCAGAGUUCCAGUACCACGUGAACGAGGGGGUGUACGGAUCAUUUGCCAGCAAACUCUCUGAAACACUGAUUCCUGCUCCAUCUGUUUAUAAGCAGAACAAAUCCCUGGAUGCUCCAGUGUUCAGCAGCAGCCUGUGGGGUCCCUCUGGGGACGACCUGGACCAGGUGGUGGAUCACUGCCUGUUGCCUGAGCUAAACAUCGGAGACUGGCUCACUUUCGCCCAAGCAGGGUCCUACAGUAUGGGUCAGCCUCUGUGCAGCGCCACAGACUCACCACCACCCCCCGUAUACUAUGUCAUCUCCUCCAGAGACUGGUUUGAGAUGCAGGACAACGGUGUCACACACGAGGCAACACUGAAGAACUUUUCUUUGGUCCCUUAUUUCCUCAAUUCCUGCCAAACAGCGGCUGCUCUGUCUGUCCCAGCUUAGCAAUCACCAGACAUAUAGGAAGACUUUACUGGUUCCUGCUGCUAGCUUCCUCUGGUCCUCUGGUUGUAUAGUUUAUUCAGUGGUCCAUAUUCAACUGGGAUGAACUAAACCCGCUGUGCAGAUAUAGCUUGAAAUAGUUGGGACCAGACUGAAUUCCUUUUACAAACCCCAACAUAGAGUAAGUGAUUAAACCUGCUAAACCCAAGUAGAUGUUAACUAGUAUGCAACAAAAUGGAUGACUCCUAAAAGACGGAUGCAUUCUUCCCUUUUGCUUUGGCCGUCCCACGGCACUACAGUUUACACUCAUACAGUAGACAUGUAUUGAUUUUAAAUGAUUAUAUUUGACAAAUGUAUUAUCUAUGUCUUAAUUGCUUUUGCCAGUCUUGUAAAGUAAGAUAUGUAUCCCAGAGUAAAGCGUUGUAUUUAAAUGGAACACAGUUCUUAGCUUUACUACAAGAUGUGUAUUUAUAAUUUUAAUUAGUUGUAAAGUUAAUUCAGUGUGAUAAGAGCUUGAUUUCAUUAUUUGUUGUCCUCAGUGUUUUGGGGCUUGCAUAUGAAGGUGUUUUUACUCAUCUGUU
Messenger RNA from Anoplopoma fimbria (sablefish), 2422 nucleotides. Its product is annotated as antizyme inhibitor 1-like. NCBI's taxonomy places the organism in Eukaryota, Metazoa, Chordata, Actinopteri, Perciformes, Anoplopomatidae. Bases 486 to 1844 code for a protein of 452 amino acids. The transcript has 12 exons. Gene Ontology annotation, biological process: positive regulation of polyamine transmembrane transport; negative regulation of protein catabolic process. The record is from RefSeq and is a predicted model, not a curated record. Gene Ontology annotation, cellular component: cytoplasm. Gene Ontology annotation, molecular function: ornithine decarboxylase activator activity; ornithine decarboxylase activity.